GGGAGUGCACGGAGCUGCCAGCAGCUGGGCAGGGCAGGAGGAGCAGAAAAGAAAGCACAAAAAAGGGAAGGCGGCAUAGCAAGAACAUCAGAGAAAGGCACGGCACAGCGAGAAGACAAAGAACAAAGGGCUUGGGCAGGGUUUUUCUUCUUUUCCUUCUGUUUUCAAUCCUGCUUUCCGGAGGGAAAUGGGACAGCAGUUCACCAAUGCUGAAGGGGAGCAAGGAGAGAUUGAUGUUGCAGAGCUGCAGGAAUGGUAUAAGAAAUUCGUGGUGGAAUGUCCCAGUGGGACCCUCUUCAUGCACGAGUUCAAGCGGUUCUUCGGGGUCCAGGACAACCAGGAGGCAGCAGAGUACGUGGAGAACAUGUUCAGGGCUUUUGACAAGAAUGGGGACAACACCAUUGAUUUCCUGGAGUAUGUGGCUGCCUUGAAUCUGGUUUUGCGGGGGAAGCUGGAGCACAAGCUGAGGUGGACGUUCAAAGUGUAUGACAAGGAUGGCAACGGCUGCAUAGACAAACCUGAGCUGCUGGAAAUCGUUGAGUCUAUCUACAGGCUGAAGAAGGUGUGCUGGUCGGAGGUGGAGGACAGGACCCCACUGCUGACACCGGAGGAGGUGGUGGACAGGAUAUUUCAGCUGGUGGAUGAGAACGGGGAUGGGCAGCUGUCCCUCGAUGAGUUCAUCGAUGGAGCCAGGAAGGACAAGUGGGUGAUGAAGAUGUUGCAAAUGGAUGUGAACCCCGGGGGAUGGAUCAUUGAGCAGAGGAGAAAGAGUGCUUUGUUCUGAGAGAACGGCUCUGAGGUGAUGCUGAGUCCCGAGUGUGACCCUUCCUCUAGCCUGGUAACGACUUUCCUUUUUCAUUCCACCUCAGCAUCCCGAUGAAAACCUGAGUGGUUGAAGGAGCCGCCUCUGAUGUAAACCCCACGUGCUGAGCACCGCUGGUACCCAGGGGCUGUUUCUGGCCCAUGAAUAACUCUUGCUGUGCACACAGUUCUGUGUUUGCCAGCUCUGCUUUUUGGUUACACCCCAAGGAACAAACUUCUGGUGGCUUCCUGCAGCAGAUCUGAGCAGGGUUUGGGCUGGGCAGUGAGGGAUGGAGCCGGGGGUUCUGUCUCAGUGCAGACUGGUGCUGGCACGGCUCACUCCUGCCCUUACAGCACCUCAGAGCAGCACAGGAUGGCUGCUGGAUGCUCAGGGGGUCUCUGGGUGUGUUUUGUAGCCUUUCCUGCUGCUGGUGUCCAACAUAAAACCACCAGAAAUGAGAAUUGGAUGGGAGCAGUGGCCAGGACAGCACACAGAGCUGAGGGAAACAUCCUCAGGGCUGGGCAGGAGCAGCAGCAGCUCCUUCCUCCCCCUCUGGGGACCAGAGGCUGCUCCUCCUGCCUGCCCGAGGCCCGGGGGCUGGGAGAUGCUGGCUGCAAACGCUGGCAUUGCCCAGCCCCGCUCAGAGCACAGAUGUGACCUUCACAGCCCCUGGUUCUCAGGAAUCUUCCCUCUGGAACAGCUUUUCCUGUCCUGGGAAGAGUGGGUGAGCCCAGGAGCUCCAGGGUUUUCACUGCCCUGGGGAAAGCUUGGUGUGGGAGCAGGGAAGAGCAGAGUUGUGCUUGGCAGUGUCUCUGCAGUGGGAGGAUUUGUGCUGCUCCACUGGCAGGACCAGAACCAGAACCAUGGAUGGUUUGGGUUGGGAGGAACCUUAAAAAUUCUCAGUUUCCAAGCCCCCUGCCCUGGGCAGGGAUGCCACAUCAGAUUGCUCCGAGCCCUGUCCAAACUGGCCUUGAAAAGUGGAAAAAGUGACAAAAAUUCCAGUACAGUGGUUUUACACUGGACUUAAUUUAGCCCCAGACUACAGAUACAGAAUUUACACAAGUUGCAGGCUGGGCUCUGCUGUUCUAACCCGUGUUUCUACAUAGAUGUAUGUGGGAAAAGAGUUUGGGCUGAAUCAAUAUUUUGGUUCACCUUUACUGGAUUUACUGCUUCAUUCCAAAGAAGAAAACCCCCCAGGAAAAUAACAUGAGCUUGUCUGUUCCAUUUUAACUUUCCUGUGGGAUCAGUGGGCCAGGUCAUACCAAUGAAAAGAUUUACAACCCCUUUUUUUGUGGCCUUUAAUUAGGACUGCAGUAGCUGUCAUUAGCUGAUUAGUGUGCUGGUUUGUGGUCUUGUCAGUUUUCCCAGUGUUUAAACUCCAUGGGGAAGUGCUCAGGAUUAGACACAAUCAGUGCUGGAGUUCAGAUGGUGCACAUUUCCACUUGGAAAUAGCCUUUCUAUGAGUUCUCUGCAAACACUGAGCAGUUUGUGGCGUGCUGACUUACCAGAGCUGAUUAGGCUUGUGCCUUCUGCUGCUCUGAGGCAGCUGGGCAAAGCUCUCUCUGCUCAAUAGUUUAUCAGCUCCAGAUCUGAAAGAAAAAUCUGACUUCUGACUUGAGAGCCUGGAUGAAAACAUUCACAUGUAUUGAUUUUCCAGCUUGUGAAAAGAUGUUUUCACUGGAGGGUACAAAUCUCUAAGAAUUCAUUUCAGCAUCUCAACCGAGGUAACACCCCCUGCUGCUUGCACGGAUUUAGAGAGGCUGUUUAGUUCGUAGAAUUGCAUUUUGCUGCUUCACUGAAAUGCUUGAAACGCUCCAAUUCUGCCCACCAGGUCAGCCCAGGCUCGCAGGGGCUCUUUGGUCCAGCAGCCCUGCCCUGGUGAGCACUUGUACAGAUGUUGGUAGGAGUUUUGUAAAACACCA
Messenger RNA from Pyrgilauda ruficollis (rufous-necked snowfinch), 2724 nucleotides. RefSeq names its product guanylate cyclase activator 1B (gene GUCA1B). Gene Ontology annotation, cellular component: photoreceptor inner segment; cone photoreceptor outer segment. Gene Ontology annotation, biological process: visual perception. The transcript has 4 exons. The record is from RefSeq and is a predicted model, not a curated record. The coding region runs from base 188 to 784 and encodes 198 amino acids. Gene Ontology annotation, molecular function: calcium ion binding; calcium sensitive guanylate cyclase activator activity. Lineage: Eukaryota; Metazoa; Chordata; Aves; Passeriformes; Passeridae.